AUGCCUCGCUCCAGCCGGGCACUUGUUUGCCUGUCCCUCGUGGCCGCGGGAUACGUGGUCACCCGGCUCGGGGCCUUUGUGGCUGCGCCGACCACACCAAAGACUCCACGGACGCAGCUCCAGGCGAGGGGAGGCGGUGAGUAUGACGUCAGCGAUGCUGACAUUCAGACCUUCUACUCCUCGUUGCUGACUGGCAGCGGAGGCGAUCCCCCAAAAGGGACUGUGCUGUCCGAGCUUGUCGUGAAAUUCUUCCAUGGCGAGUUCACACCUCAGGGCUUCAAGCGCUACUCCGGGCUUUGGAAGGGCCCACCCCCAGGCAGCAUCGGCAAGAAGGACAUCUCUGUGGGAGUCCAAGGGCUCAAAGCGCAGAUGGCAAACCCAAUGUUUGUGACAAAGGGGGGUGUGGGCUACGGCGUGGACGAGACGCAGAAGGUUGUCGAUGACGGCAAGGGAUGGGUGUGGCUCGCGGCUGAGAUGAGCCCCGGAGGCCUCGCUUUGGAGCUCUUCAAGUCCGUCCCUUAUGGCAAGCGCGCCCUCUUGGUCGCCAAGCAAAGCAACGUCGACGAGCUUUUCAACUCCGUGAAUUGGGACGUCGCGCUGGCCAACGUUGAGAAGACCUUCGGCGGGCCUCAGAUCAAGCAGCGGUGA
Symbiodinium pilosum is the source of this 648-nucleotide messenger RNA. The record is from the annotation of a GenBank genome assembly. Lineage: Eukaryota; Dinophyceae; Suessiales; Symbiodiniaceae.